Vitis riparia (riverbank grape) is the source of this 1216-nucleotide messenger RNA. Its product is annotated as 2-oxoglutarate-Fe(II) type oxidoreductase hxnY-like. The transcript is spliced from 11 exons. The coding region runs from base 59 to 1003 and encodes 314 amino acids. The record is from RefSeq and is a predicted model, not a curated record. Lineage: Eukaryota; Viridiplantae; Streptophyta; Magnoliopsida; Vitales; Vitaceae.
UUGGUGGCUGCACAACCCGACAAAGAAAAAGCUUUGACGAGGAGUUGCAGAGAGAAAAAUGGCGGAGACACUGAAACUGGCUAUCAUAGACUUGUCAUCUUCGGAUUCCAUCUCCACCGCCAAAUCCAUACGCCAGGCAUGCAUAGAAUGCGGUUUCUUUUACCUUGUUAAUCAUGGGGUGGAGGAAGAAUUGCUUUUGAGAGUGUUUGAUGAGAGCCAAAAAUUCUUCUCCCUCCCUCUAGAAGAGAAGAUGAAACUGGCUACUAAGCAUCACAGAGGUUACACGCCUAUGUAUGCUGAGAAUCUCGAUUAUUCUUCAUCUUCCAGAGGUGACUCCAAAGAGUCUUUCUAUAUUGGUUCUCUGGAAGCAGGUCGAAGCAAUCUGAAUAGAUGGCCUUCAGAAGAAAUUCUACCAUCUUGGAGACCUACAAUGGAAUCUUACCAUAAAAAAUUACUGUCUGUUGGAAAAAAGCUGAUCUCUUUGAUAGCCCAGGCAUUGGACUUGGAUACAGACUUCUUUGAGAAAGUGGGGGCCUUAGAUGAUCCUAUGCCAUUUCUUCGCCUAUUACACUAUCCCGGUGAAUUGGAGUUUGGUGAUGAAGAAACAUAUGGUGCGUCAGCCCAUUCAGAUUAUGGAAUGGUCACUCUUCUAGCAACCAAUGGUGUUCCUGGACUUCAGGUCUGCAGGGAAAAAUUUAAGCAACCGCGGAUCUGGGAGGAUGUCCCUCAUAUUGAUGGGGCCUUCAUUGUUAACAUUGGGGACAUGAUGGAAAGGUGGACUAAUUGUUUGUUCAGGUCAACCGUGCACAGAGUGAUGCCAACAGGACAAGAGCGAUAUUCUUUGGCUUUCUUCUUGGACCCCAAUGAAAACUGUUUAGUAGAGUGCUUGAAAAGUUGCUGCAGUGAUUCAUCCCCUCCAAGAUUUCCCCCAAUCCGCAGUGGGGCUUACCUGGAAAACCGGUUGAAUCUAACAUAUUCCUCUGAAGUGACCUUGAAGCCAUAAUGCUACCUGUGAAGAUCUGAAGCUGCAAUUCUUGCAAUGAAGUUAUGGGUCCAGGAAAUUGUUUUGAGAAACUCUUCAGUGCUAUUUGAUUUGAAGCACAAUAAAAGGUGUGUGUCCUAUCAACCAGAAAAGAAUAAGAGAAUAAUAUGUGAACUCAUCCAAACACACCUUUGUUUUAUUACAUCAAUAUCAUAACAGUUGCUUAAUGUGCUA